This is a messenger RNA of Cariama cristata (Red-legged seriema), 252 nucleotides long. RefSeq names its product mitochondrial import inner membrane translocase subunit Tim8 A-like. The record is from RefSeq and is a predicted model, not a curated record. The transcript has a single exon. NCBI's taxonomy places the organism in Eukaryota, Metazoa, Chordata, Aves, Cariamiformes, Cariamidae. The annotation marks the transcript as partial.
UGUGCGCAGGAGAAGUGCAUGGACAAGCCGGGUCCGAAGUUGGACAGCCGGGCCGAGACGUGCUUCGUGAACUGCGUGGAGCGCUUCAUCGACACAAGCCAGUUCAUCCUGAACCGGCUGGAGCAGACGCAGAAGUCCAAGAAAAAGCCUGUCCGACUGAGCGGGACCCGCGCCCUGGGGGGGCGCUGGCCAGCCCCCCUCCACAAGGCCAGGCCCUCCACCGCACCGGCUCCUGGUCACUCUGCUGCCUGA